GAGCGCCGGCCCCCAGACUGCUAUAAAAGGAAGGAGUGAGCGGUGGAGCAGCAGCAGCAGCAGCACAGGGGCCUAACUCAUCAGCACAGGUAACGCACGGAGAAGAUGAAGAGUGCCAGGAAACCAGACACCGGGGAUUCUGGGAGUGAUUUAUCAGAGCAGAUUAAAGCGGCCACUUCAGACAUCCAUGUCAGAGCUGAAAACACUGAGCUGAUGUUGACCUACCAGAAGGGUCGGAUCAGUGCCACGCAGUACAAGGUCCUGCUGUGUUCCCUCUAUGAAGUCUACAAGGCACUGGAGGAGGAGCUGGACCGGAAUUCUUCCCACCCGGCCAUCGCUCCCAUUUACUUCCCACAGGAACUGGCUCGAUUGGAAUAUCUGCAAAAAGACCUGGAGCACUUUUUUGGCCCCAACUGGAAGGAGCAGGUGAUCGUCCCUGCAGCCACACACAGAUAUGAACGAAGGCUCCGAGAGAUUGGCAGGACCAACCCGCUGCUGCUGGUGCCGCACGCUUACACCCGCUACCUGGGUGACCUAUCAGGGGGUCAGGUUCUGGGAAAGAUCACCCAAAAGUGUCUGGGUCUGAACGACAGCGAGGGAACUCAGUUUUUCUCCUUCCCGGCGGUGAGCAGUCCCAACCGCUUCAAGCAGCUGUACAGGAGUCGCAUGAACAGCAUCGGCCUGACGGAGCAGGAGAAGACGGAGGUGCUGGAGGAGGCCGUCACAGCCUUCCAGUUAAAUAUCCAGGUUUUUGAUGACCUGCAGAAAAUGCUGAAUGUCACGACAGCUGAGCAGCCGAACGCCCCCCGCCCCCCCACCGCCCUCCUCUCACCUACAAAUGUUAAGCAGUUGACUGUGGGUCUGUGUGUGGCAGCGGUCACUAUUGGCAUGAGCAUUUACGUCUCCUGACUGGACCGCAGACUGGACCGCAGACUGGACCGCAGACUGGACCACAGACUGAACACACAAACACAGGCACUUUACUGAAAAAAACAGGAGAAAACUCUGUUUCAUAUCAAAUGGUUCAUAUUUUUAAUUAACUUUUAAUAAACAGUGAAAACAACAACA
This is a messenger RNA of Cynoglossus semilaevis (tongue sole), 1068 nucleotides long. It is a transcript of the gene hmox1a, whose product is annotated as heme oxygenase 1a. Gene Ontology annotation, biological process: heme catabolic process; heme oxidation; response to oxidative stress. Gene Ontology annotation, molecular function: heme oxygenase (decyclizing) activity; heme binding. The record is from RefSeq and is a predicted model, not a curated record. NCBI's taxonomy places the organism in Eukaryota, Metazoa, Chordata, Actinopteri, Pleuronectiformes, Cynoglossidae. The transcript is spliced from 6 exons. Bases 106 to 909 code for a protein of 267 amino acids.